This is a messenger RNA of Phycodurus eques (leafy seadragon), 3049 nucleotides long. Its product is annotated as kelch-like protein 6. NCBI's taxonomy places the organism in Eukaryota, Metazoa, Chordata, Actinopteri, Syngnathiformes, Syngnathidae. The record is from RefSeq and is a predicted model, not a curated record. Gene Ontology annotation, molecular function: protein binding.
AUCCGCACGGAGGCGAGUGAGAGCGGCCUGCCGGCGGAAUGGGAAGAGCAGCGGAGGAGGGAAAAGGAAAGGAGGAAGCGAGUCCUCGGAGAAGGAAAGGAGGGCGUUGAGCAGGACAAGCGCGAGCUAAGAAGAAUCGUGGCGUUGGACGACUGGAGAUCGGGGCUGACGAGCGAGAGGGCGGAACCGGGCGGGCCCAGGCCAAGGGAAGACGAAGGGCCCGGACGUAACGUACGCCCGUAUCUGAGCCAAAGCUUUCCUCGAGAGACGUUCUCGGUCCUGAGGGAGUUGCUGGAAUCGGGUCUCCUCACGGACCUGACGGUGGCCACAGAGGACGGGCGCAGCGUCCGCGUUCACUCUUGCGUCCUCGCUGCCGUCAGCUCUUUCGUCGAGAUGAGGUCGAGGGAAGAAGCCCCGAGACGCGAUCGGGGCGAGGUCGCUCCCCGCCGGCGGUCUCCGUUUCUGGGCCCAGAUGUGGAUCAUUGCGGGCUGCGGGCAGUCGUGGAGUUGGCCUACACCGGGGAGCUUCUCACGGGUGCCGCACUACCCCAGACGGAGACAGCGGCUCGUGCGCUCGGAGUUCCGAGACCGUCGGACCUCUGCGCGAAAACGGAACGGGCGGUCUCCGCUUUAGAGGAGAUGAGACGUACCCUUCGGUCUGUAGAGCAGCUGCGGGCAGACGGCGUAGGCUGCGACGUCAUUUCGGAUGCGAGCGGAGCGUCGUUCCACGUCCACAGGGUGAUCCCGGCAGCGAGCAGUGACUACUUCAGAGGCACGUUCACCAGCGGGAUGAGGGAAUCCCGUCAAGCCCGCGUUGCCCUUCCUUUAAAGGAAGCUCCAGAGGUGGCCGCUUUGAUUUGCUGCUGCUACCGCGGGACCCUUCCCGUCAACUGGGACAGCGUCUUCGAGCUCGCCCGCACGGCCCUCCGGUUUCAGUUCCGGUCGGCCAUCUCUCUCCGCCUCCUCUUCAUGAAACGGGAAACGGGCGCGAGUUCCUGCCUGGACGUGGCUUCUUUCGCGGAAGCCUACGGGAUGCCGGAGCUCCUCGAGGAAGCCGACGACUACGUGCUGAGAAACUUCUCGGAGGUGUCCGCAACCGAAAAGUUUCUGGACCUCCAAAUCGAUAAGCUUCUGGAAUUUCUCCGCAGCGACGGUCUGAGCGUGCCGUCUGAGCCGGUCGCGUUCAGAGCCUCGGUGUCCUGGCUGGAGGCGGAUCCCGAAGAGAGACUGAGACACGCCGGCGAACUGACGAGUGGCGUUCGAUUCCAACUCAUGACCUUUCGAGAGUUCAGGGAGGCGAGCGGUCUCGUUUCAGACUUUGACCGAAGGCACGUCAACGGAUUGAGAAAGAGGAGUUCACCUCAUCCGACUCAUUCCUUCCACUUUCCGGUCUCGGGUCUCGGUCAGGGCAAUUAACCUGCGCAUGGAGAUGCGCAAAGACGUGCGACUUCAAGGCGAUACAGCAACUAAGUCAUAACGGGCACCGUGUAUCGGGUGUGGGAUACCGUAUCUUUGAUAUCUUAACUGAGGAAGCUGCUAAUAAAAUGUAGAUUAUUGCUGCUUUGCACUCAGGAUGUGAAAUGUUUGAGUAUAUGUACAGUGUAUACCCCGCAUGUAUGAUUGCUGCGCUCGGAAAAAAGGUCUCAUGAAAUGUACAUGUUCCACGAUUUCCGGUUUUGACAAUAAUUUCCAUUGAAAAGUCAAGUAAAAAGUAAAAAAAAAAAAAAAAGAGAUAGAUAUAUAGUCAGGGUUUACAGAAAGGCUUUAAAUAAAUGGAAAAAAAUAAUACAAAAUAAGACCACAUGUCAUGGCUUUGGCAGUCGUGGCCCAAUGGUUAAGAUCAUCGCCUGCCACUGUGGGGGACCGAGGUUCAAGACCCCGAUUGGACCAUCGGCCAACAUCUCCCGGACUCACGGCUGUGGUGUCCUUGAGCAAAGAAAUUUCGUGCGCAUGCAUGUUCAUGACAACAAGAAGUGAUUGUUCUUCUUCGAAAACUUUUCUCAAGCCUUUUUUAAAUGUAUUAUUUGUGGCCACAAGAUGGCGCCAGCUGGCGGGCGUGCGCCGACAUGGUUACUUCCGAGUGGCGUGUUGGCGGGAAAAUGGAGAACUUGUUGAUCGAUUUAGAAUUCCGAUCGCGGCGCAGGAGGACGCCGACCGACCUCCUUAAUGUUGUUUUUCAAGGGUGGGAAGGGUUUAUUUUGUUUUUGUUUUUUGGUUCAAUGUUGUGCAGCGUGCGACUAAAUGUGGCGCCCGGUCUCGUGUUGUCUUCCGUUUGCGACCAUUGCGUCGCGAGGUGUGGCGCUAAUUGGAGACAGGUGUGCCCCAGGGAGCAAUGACGCGUACGCGGGUGCACUAAUUGCCACCAGCAGAAAAUGGGGGAGCGACUCAGCUGCGUUUUCUCGCGUGAGCAAGCAAAUGUUUGCUGUUUGGGCACGUUUGCCCAGUGGCGAUGUGCUUGUUGUCGGCUUUUUGAGCGGCAGAGCAGCAGCAGCAGCAGCAGCAGCAGCGUGGAAGGAAAGGUUUGUGCAUGGGGUUUGCUUGAGCACAGCACGUUCACACUUCACUUUGGGCUGAGCGUGUUUUAUUUUUGUAAUGCUGGCCAGCUCGUUUGUGUAGUUUUCUUUUGUAUUAUUAUUAUUUUUUUUGAAUUGUUGUAAAUGGGAAUAAAUAAGUUUUGUGAGUAACUGUUUAGUGGUUUUAGUGUUUAUGUGCAGUGAUUUUUGUAUUUAGUUGAAGUUGUACUUUGGUUUAUCUUUUUAGACAUUUUCUGUAUGGUGUUAAAGUUGGGUAUGAACGUUUGGGGAAAAAAGUGAUUCUAUUUGAAAUGUGGUAUUGUAAUACAACCUUAUUUUUUUCCCUUCAAUGUGAAUGUGGAGUGUUUUAUGUAGAUAUGUUUUUGUUUUAUAGUUUAAUCUGAGAUGUUUGAGGUGAAUUUUGAUGUUUUGUACUUUUGGGGGUAUUGUUUUAAAAAAAGAAAAAAUCCUCAAAACACCUGUGGUGUUAUGUAAAAUAAAAAAAAAAUUUUUUUAGUUUUGGUUGUUAUUGUUCA